Molecule: messenger RNA, 1860 nt
Organism: Entelurus aequoreus (snake pipefish)
Lineage: Eukaryota; Metazoa; Chordata; Actinopteri; Syngnathiformes; Syngnathidae
Product: solute carrier family 22 member 4-like
Exons: 11
Coding region: 129-1781 (550 amino acids)
Biological process (GO): transmembrane transport
Cellular component (GO): membrane
Molecular function (GO): transmembrane transporter activity
Source: RefSeq, a predicted model, not a curated record
ACCUGUCUUACUCCUUGAAAAAAAUGUCCUGAAGGCGGAGCCAGCUGCUACCAGGACCAGGUGUAAUAUGCAGAGACAAAAAGGAGAAAUACAAAAGCUGAGAAGAGAAGGUUGGAUCAGGUUGCACCAUGAGGGACUAUGACACCAGUGUGGCCUUCCUGGGAGAGUGGGGCCGCUUUCAGGUGAUUGUCUUCUUCAUGCUUUGUUCCACCAUCCUGCCCAAUGGAACCAGCUCCUUCUCCCUGGUGUUUGUGGCGGACACGCCCGCACACCACUGCCUGGUCCCCGAGGUCAACCUGAGCCAAGAAUGGAGGGAAGCUGUGAUCCCAAUAGAGGAGGUGAACGGGGAGCUGGAGAUGAGCCAGUGCCGCAGGUACAGGCUUGACCAGGUCCGCAACCUCUCUGACAUGGGUGUGGUCCCCGGGCGGGAUGUCAACCUGAGCAGCCUGGAGCAGGAGGACUGCUUGGACGGCUGGAACUACAGCCGCCAACUCUACCAGUCCACCGUGGUGUCAGAGUUUGACCUGGUGUGCAGUAAGCGCUGGAGGCAACCGCUCACCGCCACUAUUUUUUUCCUCGGAGUUCUUGUUGGAUCCUUCUUCUCGGGAGUGCUGUCAGACAGAUUUGGUCGUAAGCCGGUUCUGUUUGGAACGUCAAUGAUCCAGUCCGUGUUCAGCCUGGCUCUGCUCGCCUCGCCCUCCUGGGAGGUGUUUUGCGUGCUUCUGUUUUGCAGCGGCUUGGGAAACAUCUCUAAUUACCUCGCCUGCUAUGUGCUGGGCACGGAAAUCCUAACGGGCAACGCUCGGGUGGUAUAUGCAUCAAUAGGCGUGUUCUUGGCCUUCGCCUUUGGCUACAUGAUGCUGCCCCUUUUCGCUUACUUCCUCAGGACCUGGACGGAUCUGACGAUGGCUAACGCUUUGCUUGGCAUCCUUUACAUGCCCCUCUGGUGGUUCCUCCCGGAGUCUCCAAUGUGGUUGUUGUCUCAGGGACGAGUGGCGGAGGCUGAGACCAUCGUGAGGAAAGCUGCAAAGAUGAACAGAGUGGAGACUCCAGAGAAAAUAUUUGCCGAUUACAUGAUAAACGGAGAAACACCAGAAGCACCGUUUGUGCAGCGAUACACUUUGCUGGAUCUGCUAAGGAGAAAAAGAGUUGCGGCCACAACAUUUAUUAUGUCCUUUUUGUGGUUUACUCAGAGUCUCUCAUACUACGGCCUGACCCUGAACACAUCGCAACUCCACUCGGACCCGUACAUCAGCUGCUUCCUGUCGGCCGUGGUGGAGCUGCCGGCGUACUUCGGCACCUGCUUUGCCAUGCGCUUCCUCCCACGACGCGUGGCCUACCUCCUGACCUGUGUGGUAUCGGCUCUGUCGCUCUUCUUCAUUCCUUUGGUGCCUCAAAGUGUAUUAGGGGUGGCCGUCGCCUUGGAGAUGCUGGGUAAAUUCGCCGUAACGGCCGCCACGUCGAUACUCUACUUCUACUGUGCCGAGCUCUACCCGACCGGAUUGAGGAACACGGCGACGGGGAUGUGCAGCAUGGGUUCCAGGAUCGGAGGCUGCAUUGCACCGUUUCUGCUGCAACUGAACUUCUACAUCAAGCACCUGACGUACGUGACCAUGGGGUGUAUGGCCGUGUUGUCUGCUAUUCCACUGCUCUUCAUGCCAGAGAGUUUUAGGCGCCCUCUCCCUGAAACGCUAGAGCAGAUGCCCAAGAGACAAAGCCUAACGUGUUCGUGCAUCGCAAGAAGAGAAACCCCCAAACAUGUGAUGGAAAGCAAACUGUGACAGUCUCAAGCACAACAUUUUACUGCACAAGUUCAAUUGACUAUUUAUGCCAUCUACCAUAUUCAUAAACAAUAAAUGC